CUGUUCCCCAGGUGUACUACUCCCUGUGGAGGCGUCUGCUGAAGAUCUUCUGGUGGCUGGUGGUGGCGUACACCAUGCUGGUGCUGAUCUCCAUCUACACCUACCAGUUUGAAGACUUCCCUGGAUACUGGAGAAACUUCACUGGUUUCACAGAGGAACAGCUGGCAGCCGUUGGUCUGGAGACCUUCGCUCUCUCAGAGCUCUUCAGCAGUAUUCUGAUCCCCGGCUUCUUCCUGCUGGCCUGCAUCCUGCAGCUGCACUACUUCCACAAGCCCUUCAUGAGGAUCACCGACAUGGAGCACAUCACACCCAUACACAAGAAGAAGAGCGUGGAGAGGACUGAGCAAACUGACUUUGAAGAGGAGGAGCUGGUGACAAACAUGGAGGAGGAAUCUGAAGACGAAGUGGAGUUGACCCCCAGUAAGUGGGGUCUGGUGAUGGACAGGAUACUGGUUCUAUCCAGAAGGUUCUCUGACAACCUCACCAAAGUGCAAGUGUUCAUCUGGAGGCUCCUGGAGCUCCACAUCUUCAAGACGGUGGCCUUCUUCUCUGUGUGGGUGUCCCUGGAGGAGCCCUCAGUGAUGAACCUGGUCCUGGUGGUGCUCUGGUCUCUGGCCAUGCCCUUCUCUCGCUUCGGGCCCAUGGCCUCCUGUCUGUCCACAGCCUGGGUGUGUGUCAUCAUCAUGUGCAAGAUGCUGUACCAGCUCAGUGUGGUCAACCCAGCAGAGUACUCCAGUAACUGCAGCCUG
Notothenia coriiceps (black rockcod) is the source of this 749-nucleotide messenger RNA. Its product is annotated as piezo-type mechanosensitive ion channel component 1-like. Gene Ontology annotation, cellular component: membrane. The annotation marks the transcript as partial. The record is from RefSeq and is a predicted model, not a curated record. The transcript has 5 exons. Gene Ontology annotation, molecular function: mechanosensitive monoatomic ion channel activity. Lineage: Eukaryota; Metazoa; Chordata; Actinopteri; Perciformes; Nototheniidae.